GAGGAGAAGCAAAAGCCCUCACAAGAGAGCAAGGACACCCGACAAGGAGGAGCACCCUCAGAAAAGAGGGGUUUUUCAUAUGAUAUUCGGAGGGCCGACUGAUGGAGAUUCAAAUCGGGCCAGAAAGGCAUAUGCUCGAGGGCACCACGGAAAAAUUGAAGUGCAGAAGGUCGAAGAAAACGGUCCAGUGAUGAAUUUUGGACCAGCAGACAUGGGAGAAGUCGAGAGGCCUCACAACAAUGCCCUAAUGAUCACAGCUCAGAUAUCGGGCUAUAAAGUGCAAAGGAUCUUUGUCGACACAGGAAGCUCAGUAAAUGUGAUCUUUUACAAUUGUCUUAAGCGAAUGGAACUCGACAUUGAGCUUGCACCCCUGCACACCUCGCUCUUCGGAUUCAAUGGCUCGGAGGUCGCACCCCUGGGAGAAACCACGCUCGCUGUCGUCCUAGGGGAAGGCGACUUGAGGAAGGUAAAAAUGGUGCGAUUUGUAGUGGUCGACGUCGAGUCGGCCUAUAAUGUGAUUUUUGGAAGACCCGCACUCAACACAUUCCAAGUAGUAGUGUCAACCUACCACAUGAAGCUAAAGUUCCCCGUGGGAGAUAAAGUAGGGGAGGCUCGAGGAGACCAGAGAUUGUCGAGAAUGUUACCAGAUAGCAGUGAGAACAAACCAACGGACGGAG
This is a messenger RNA of Striga hermonthica, 677 nucleotides long. The record is from the annotation of a GenBank genome assembly. NCBI's taxonomy places the organism in Eukaryota, Viridiplantae, Streptophyta, Magnoliopsida, Lamiales, Orobanchaceae.